Molecule: messenger RNA, 2226 nt
Organism: Striga hermonthica
Lineage: Eukaryota; Viridiplantae; Streptophyta; Magnoliopsida; Lamiales; Orobanchaceae
Source: the annotation of a GenBank genome assembly
AUGGAUGAUUGGGGGGAUAUAAGCGCAGAGGAACUGGACGCCCUGGAAAGAGACGCCCUUAGGCAAUUGGCUGAACGGAACAAUUCCUCCGCCGCCGCCACAACCAGUAACAACAGGAGCUCUUCUUUUCCCGCCAACGUUCCAUCUUCUUGUUCUCCAGCCAAGCCCACAUUUCACACCAAGAAUUUGGCGGAGCGCGAUUCUUCUUCUUCUUCUUCCGCUGCUGCCAUAGCAAGAAAUAGUCGGGGAAUUAGCCCUAAAUUACCUUAUCCGCCGGAAUAUGUGAACUCUAGUCGUUCUCCGGCCAAGGCCACCUCUCACUCUCGCCCGCCAGUGGACGAUGAUAAGGCGAGAGUAUUGUCUUCGUCUAUAAUGCCACAUGCAAUUGAUGAUCCUCCAAAGCAACAGCUUCAGAAAGUUGUAGUUAAAUUUUUUCUACAUGCCACUGGAAAUAUUGCUGCAAAAUUUCCUUAUGACAAGGUACUUCUUGGAGCUUUCCACAAUAUUCCAAGAGCUAGUUGGAAUUCAAAAGAAAGGUUGUGGAUGUUUCCUUUGUCAUCACUGUCAAUGGCAGAAAGUGUUCUCCGUGAUGUCCCUAACUCUUAUGUGGAGAUAGAGAAUUUGGAUCCUCUGGUGAGACGUGCUAUUGCUGCUGCCACAUCAAUCCCAGAUCUUCAAGACCGGUAUGAUAAAAUUCCCACAAGUAUUGAAGCAAAGCUCUUGCCUUUUCAACGUGAUGGUGUCAGAUUUGUAUUGCAGCAUGGAGGACGGGCCUUACUGGCUGAUGAGAUGGGGCUAGGCAAGACUCUUCAGGCCAUUGCAGUAGCCUCUUGCAUUCGUGAAGCAUGGCCAGUUCUGGUUCUUACUCCGUCUUCCUUGCGCCUUCACUGGGCUUCUAUGAUUCAACAGUGGCUGGAUAUUGCCCCAUCAGAUAUACUGGUGGUUUUGUCUCAGUGGUGUGGUUCAAAUAGAAGCGGUUUCAAUAUAGUUCCAUCAAACAUUAAAAGACCGGUGAAUCUUGAUGGACUUUUUAACAUCAUAUCCUAUGAUAUUGUACCAAAGUUACAAGACACACUUUUGGCUUCAAAUUUUAAGGUUGUGAUCGCAGACGAAUCUCAUUUCUUGAAGAAUGGCCAAGCAAAACGGACAAAUGCGUCCCUUCCUAUACUCCAGAAAGCUCAGUACACAAUCUUGCUGAGUGGAACUCCAGCUUUGUCACGUCCCAUCGAACUAUUCAAACAGUUGGAAGCAUUGUAUCCUAAUGUGUAUAGUAAUGUUCAUGACUAUGGCAACCGUUAUUGCAAGGGUGGAAUAUUUGGACUCUAUCAAGGUGCAAGUAAUCACGAAGAGCUGCAUAAUUUGAUCAAAGCUACACUCAUGAUUCGUAGGCUCAAGAAAGACGUUCUUUCCGAGCUUCCAGUGAAACGUAGGCAGCAAGUUUUCUUGGAGUUAAAGGACGAGGACAUGAGACAAAUUAAUGCACUGUUUCGCGAGCUAGAGGUUGUAAAAGGAAAAAUUAAAGCAUGCCAGUCCAAAGAAGAGGCUGAAUCACUCAAGUUUAAGGAAAAAAAUCUUAUUAAUAAGAUCUACACUGAUUCCGCAGAAGCCAAGAUUCCUGCUGUUCUGGACUACUUGGGAACCAUAAUUGAGGCAGGCUGCAAGUUUUUGAUAUUUGCGCAUCAUCAACCUAUGAUUGACUCAAUACACCAGUUUCUUCAGAAGAAAAAGGUUGGAUGCAUAAGGAUUGAUGGCAGCACGCCAGCAGCAUCAAGACAAGCUCUUGUAACGGAAUUCCAGGAGAAAGAUUCAGUGAAAGCUGCAGUGUUGUCCAUCAAAGCUGGAGGCGUUGGCUUAACACUCACUGCAGCAAGCACAGUGAUCUUUGCAGAAUUAUCUUGGACUCCAGGGGACAUGAUUCAAGCUGAAGAUCGUGCUCAUAGGAUUGGUCAGGUCUCAUCAGUCAAUAUAUACUACCUGCUAGCAAAUGAUACUGUCGACGAUAUUAUAUGGGAUGUCAUUCAGAACAAAUUGGAAAACCUUGGACAGAUGCUCGACGGGCAUGAGAAUUCCCUACAAGUUUCUGCUGAUCUACCACAAAGCAGCCCGAUUAAAGUUGAUCAACAAAGAGGCAGCCCGAUGAAACAGAAAACACUUGAUACCUAUGUAAAGCGCUGUAGUACUUCUUACUUUGACGAGGAACCCAAGCACAAAUACCCCAGGAACUGA